Molecule: messenger RNA, 1233 nt
Organism: Mitosporidium daphniae
Lineage: Eukaryota; Fungi; Microsporidia
Exons: 2
Coding region: 1-1233 (410 amino acids)
Biological process (GO): anaphase-promoting complex-dependent catabolic process; positive regulation of ubiquitin protein ligase activity; positive regulation of anaphase-promoting complex-dependent catabolic process
Cellular component (GO): anaphase-promoting complex
Molecular function (GO): protein binding; ubiquitin ligase activator activity; anaphase-promoting complex binding
Source: RefSeq, a predicted model, not a curated record
AUGGGCAGCCUUUCCUGGGACUCGGAUAGGUACUCUUUCCCUCUUAUAUAUAGAAUUCUAUCUAGAAGUGCUCCACGAUGGCAAUCAAGACAAGGGAACUGGGAUGUGGCGAGACAACUGGAUGACACAUCUAUUAUGGCUGCUUCUUCUUCUUCCUUCAACACACUUCUGAGGAUGGAGCUUGGUGCAACGGGUUCCUCUUCCAAUGUCACCCAAAAUUCGGUUGGAUUAACGCAAGUUGUGCAACGGCUACUGCAGCCUCACAGACUUGGGCGGAUGGUGAACAUUCAUCCAAUCAAGAUACUAGAAGCCCCGGGCCUUCUGGACGAUUUUUACCUGAACCUCAUUGAUUGGGCACCACAUGGAGGGCCUAUUGCUGUUGCACUUGGAAAAUCAAUUGUCUUCAUUGAGCGUGUGCUCGGGAAGCGUUCCCGUACCUUUCGCUUUUCCACAGCAAGCGACGGGAUCACUUGCAUUAAGCACGCACCAGCCUCUAAUGCACUGGCUACUGGCCUUUCUUCUGGGAGCUUUUUGUUCUGGGAUCGAACGCAGGGCGUGCCUUUUUUUUCGCUUCCUCAUAUCCACGCUGGGCGCAUUGGAGCAAUCUCUUGGCGUAACGCCAAUAUUCUUAGCGUCGGGGGCAGGGACAGAAAGAUCCAACACAUUGACAUAAGGACGGCAAAAUCGUGUUUUAAUGGUGUCGCAUCUGCACAUUCGCACUCACAGGAGAUAUGCGGGCUUGCCUGGGACCCCAGCGGCAUGUUACUUGCCUCUGGUGGAAAUGAUAACCGGCUUCUAAUUUGGGACGCGCGGCAGAUGGGCGCAGAGCCACUUGUAGAAUACACAGAUCAUUUGGCUGCGGUGAAGGCUAUUGCCUGGAGCCCUUCUUUGCGCAAUGUGCUCGUUUCUGGAGGUGGGACCCUGGACCGUCGGCUUGUUUUACGCGACAUUUCGGCUGCCCCUAUCAUUGUCUCUGCUAUGGAUACCGGCUCUCAGUUCGCCGUAGAGCGCAAUGAGCCAAAAACCACGAUAACCAGUGCAUGCUGGGGUAUUAAUACGCCUUUGCCUCCAGGGGCGCGGCUGACACCUCUUGUCCACUUUGAGCCCUCGAGCGAGCGAAUCGUACACAUGGCAGCCGACCCGGCCGGCGAGCAUGUGAUUACGGGUGCUGGAGACCACACUCUCAAGCUGUGGAGCGUUUUUCGGCCGCAAAACCACCAGAAACCUGACUAG